UCAUGCUGCGGCCAGGUCCAGAGUCUCUCAUGGGUCCCUGUACGGCCUCCCAUUGCUGCUGUCUCCAUCGCCACACUCUGCCAUGUGCCACUUUCAGGUCUCCUCACACUGCUGGUGUGUUCCAUUUUUUGUCAUAGGGUGCUGGCAGAUUACGGGCCUCCUAUAGCUGCUGCCAGGCCCCUAAUCUGCCAUGGGCCCCUAUACCGCCUCCUCAUGCUGCUGCCAGGUCCAGAGUCUCUCAUGGGUCCCUGUACGGCCUCCCAUUACUGCUGUCUCCAUCGCCACACUCUGCCAUGUGCCACUUUCAGGUCUCCUCACACUGCUGGUGUGUUCCAUUUUUUG
Staurois parvus is the source of this 342-nucleotide messenger RNA. NCBI's taxonomy places the organism in Eukaryota, Metazoa, Chordata, Amphibia, Anura, Ranidae. The record is from the annotation of a GenBank genome assembly.